Leishmania mexicana MHOM/GT/2001/U1103 is the source of this 1917-nucleotide messenger RNA. RefSeq lists its product as hypothetical. Gene Ontology annotation, molecular function: protein binding. Bases 1 to 1917 code for a protein of 638 amino acids. NCBI's taxonomy places the organism in Eukaryota, Euglenozoa, Kinetoplastea, Trypanosomatida, Trypanosomatidae. The transcript has a single exon. The record is from RefSeq and is a predicted model, not a curated record.
AUGCGUUGCGUGACGCUCCGGCUUUCGUCGCAGGCGGCGGGUCGCCGCAGCUUCACACCAUACCAAGUGGUUUUGAAGGCUGUGGAGCACGACGGACGCGGCCUCCUCGCCGCUGCAGAUGUGUUCAAACAAUUUCAGCGCUUCUACCGAUCAUAUCAGCAGGAGGAGGUGCAGCGCACACAGGCGGCUGCCACGUCCGCAGAGUCGUCGAGCACAACUGGUGGUGGGAAUACAACUGCUGCACCACGCUUCAUGCCAGGGAAGCCGCUUACACAGUUUUGCGGUCGGCUGGAGGACGUGGAGCCGAUGACGGUGCUGCUGCUCAAAGUGCUCUGUGACCUCCAAAAGCUGGAGGAGAUGCGGUUCCUCUUCACGCAGUGUUUACUGGAGAUGGAGGACCGCACCCCGUCCGUGGAGCUCUUCAAUGUAUUUCUUCUCGCCAUCAGCAUGACUGACACCUUUAACCAGUACGAGGUGGAGAACCUUGUGGAGUUGCAGCGUUCAAAAGGCAUCGUGCCGGAUGUAGUGACCAAGCUGUCCAUGUUUCUCUUGUACCUGCGUCUGGGCCACCAAAAUUGUGUGGCAUGGUGGCCGGGGAUUCGCGAGGAAGUCGAGAUCAUCAUCGAUACCGACGCCGUUGCCCGCUACCCGCUUCUUCCGCUGCGCCUUCAACACUGCUUCCAAACGUUGCUACGGGUGCACUACGAUACCGGUGUCAUUCAUGAAAGCUUUGAGCUGUUGCACCGUGCUGCGCCAGAGCGUGUGGCACCGUCAAUUGUGCUGCCGUACCUCCUCCUUAGUGCGAUGAACAUGUCGACCCCACCAUCCGCGGUGGUGAAGGUGUUAAAGCUCAUGCAGACGCGAGAGCGUCUUUCAUCAUCGCCCGCGAAAGGCGCCAGCGAGCAGACCGCCGACACCACCUCGUCUUCCUCCUCCACGGCGACAACGGCAGUCCCGCAGGAGCCGGUGCUGAGCAGCGAGAUUACCGUGUUCCGUCUGCUGGCCAAGUGUGCCAAAUACGGCGAUGCUGACGCCGCCGCCUACAUGCGCUCCUACAUCGACACGUACCGCCAGUUUGGGCUUGUGGCGAAGGAGAACGAGCCCGUGGCGGCGCUGCUCUACGUGGAGGCGCUCACGAAAGCGGGGCGGGUGCGCUCCGCUUUGCGGGUGCUGGAAAGGGGGGUGCCGGCGCCAUACAACCGCCCCGGGGAGCGGCCGAAGCUCUUCCUGCAGUCGCGUCGCCUGUCGCUAUUGUCAACAGAUCCUGUGCGCAACGUGGUAUCCGCCCUCACCCCACUUGUUGCGGCGACCCAUGUCGAGGAUCCUGCCGAGUCGCUUGUCUCGGAGAAGACGUCGGCUGCGGAGGCAGAGGAGCGCGAGCCAGUGCCGGUGACCUCCGUCACACUCGACCUGCUGCUGGCCGCCUGCCAAUUCGCCGGCGGCGCGAAACGCGCAGAGGAGAUACUUUGCCUCUACCCACGCUACGAGAGCGCGCCCACCAGCACCACUUACGCGCUUCUACUGGAGGUGUACGCGACAACCGCGCCGGUGGACGGCGCUCUGCGACUGCCGUCGCUGCAGCGCGAGAUGGAGGAUGCCGGCAUUGCAGUGGAUGCUGCGUGGCUGCAUGCGGCCAUGGCUGUCGCACUCGACGCUCGGGACAUCGGUGCUGCUCUCCGUGUCGCGGAGCUGAGCGUGGCGCACAAGUCGAGUGUCGAUGUAAAGCACGGAGCACGCCUCCUGCGAGAGCUGGCCGUGGCCGCUGACGCUGCCGCGAUGCGGCGGGCUCUGCACCUGCUGCGCUCAAGUAACUCGACCGUGGACUCGCGAAGUGUGGCGCUGUGCACGGCCGUGCUGCAUAGUUUUGGUGUCCCUGCCGCUGCGCUGAAGGUGGACGCCCCUGCGCACAAAUCGUGA